Molecule: messenger RNA, 1720 nt
Organism: Mollisia scopiformis
Lineage: Eukaryota; Fungi; Ascomycota; Leotiomycetes; Helotiales; Mollisiaceae
Product: Clavaminate synthase-like protein
Exons: 5
Coding region: 301-1503 (400 amino acids)
Molecular function (GO): oxidoreductase activity
Source: RefSeq, a predicted model, not a curated record
CUUCGAGCACGCCAUCUGAUCUGCAAUAUACCUCAUUGUGCUGCCCCUCCAAGCCCCUCCAAGCCUCCCGGUAAAAGCACCACGCAUACAUGGUGCAUACGCCAUUCAUCAUCCACUCGGAAGUUCUAGGACGACUACUUAAGUAACACAAUAUAAUCUUGUAGUCUUGUCUUGUCUUGUCUUGUAACGUUUCGUCUCCUCUCCUCUCCUUUCCCUUUCCUUGCCUCAUAAAUUUUGCUCCUUUUCGCAGCCCUCUCUCUCUCUUUCUCUCUCUACCGACCGAUCUCGGAAUCGUUCAAAAUGGCACCCGGAGUGCAGGUUGACCUGCAGCCAACCCCACCCCACCAGUUGUCGAGCCAAAAGGUUGUUGACAAGAAAAAUUUCCCUGAUGGAAUCAAGACAUCGGGGCAGCAUCCCCCAUUGUACGACCUGAUAAGACCUUAUUCUAAAUUUCCGAAAACGAUCGAUGGCCCCACUGUGUGGAAAGCAGAGGAUUACACCAGUAACCCAGAACGAUGGGUCCAUGUGUUCAGUUCAGAGGAAAUCGAUGAACUCAGCGCUACUGCCGAUAAAUUCUUAGCUGACAAGACUCCCCUGACCGGUAUUUCGCAGGAUACGUUCGCCCUGCCGAGACUUUCUGUUCUGCUCAAGUCCAUCCGCGCCGAGAUACUUAAUGGCAAAGGUUUUAUCUUGUUCAAGGGAUUUCCUGUCGAGAAGUGGGGAAACCACAAAUCUGCUGUUGCAUAUAUGGGACUCGGUACAUAUUUGGGUUAUUUUGUCAGCCAGAAUGGUCGUGGCCACGUUCUAGGACACGUCAAGGACCUUGGUGAUGAUCCAAAACAAAUCGACAAAGUUCGCAUCUAUCGCACAAAUGCUCGACAAUUUUUCCAUGCCGAUGAUUCAGAUAUAGUUGGUUUGCUUUGCAUUGCACGAGCUCUCGAAGGAGGCGAGUCUGACAUAGUGUCUUCUCAUCACGUUUGGAACACCCUUCAACGAGAACGUCCUGAUGUCGCCGAAACUUUGACCAAGCCAAUCUGGUACUUCGAUCGCAAAGGCGAAACAAGUGAGGGCGAGGAGCCUUACAUUAAAACUUCUGUGUUUUACUUGGAAAAGGGCCCGAACGGCAGAGUCUAUUCAAAAUGGGAUCCCUACUAUGUGAAAAGUUUGGAUCGCUUUAUGGAUGCUGGUGUUAUUCCGCACCUGUCACCGGAGCAAGUGGAGGCUGCUAAAGUUCUAGAAGAGACUUGCCACCGCUUGAGACUUCACAUGAUCCUGGAAGUUGGCGAUAUUCAAUUUUUGAGCAACGAACACGUACUUCACGCACGAACAGAGUACAAGGAUCACGCCCCGCCGAUGCCUCGAAGGCACUUGAUGAGGUUAUGGUUAGCUACACCGGAGAGUGAGGGUGGUUGGAAACUACCCUUCCACGAUUCAGCGGAGAAAAAGAGAGGUGGAAUUCAGGUCAACGAUCAGCCUCAUGUUUGUCCCCUCGACGCGGAGUGAGCAACAUGCAAGUUUACACCCGGGAAAAGAAAUUAGCAUAUACAACAAGUUGGGGGCACGCUGAGAAAAUCGUUUUGAUUAGCAUAAAGUGUCGAAGCACAACUUAGAGCAUCCCGCAGGGGAAUAUUCAAAGUGAAUCUUGUAGUUAGAAAACAUGGGCCACCAUUCAUUGUAGUAUCUGGGCGUACAUUGCAAGACAAAUAAAUACUCAUCCCCC